UUCACUAAAGUAGGUGGAGUGCUCAAAAAAUAUCUUAGUUAUCAGCGUGAAGCCAUCCAGACAGCAUCUUAAAACAACAGCGGCUCCAACGAAGACACAACAUCGUAAAGUAAAGACGAAUUGUUGAUUCGACUCGCAUCCAGAUGACACAAUCAAGAAUCCUUCCAACUGCCUUAAUCGCAUUUUUAACUUUCGUUUUUAUAGAAUUAUCCUCUGCCAAGCAAUGCACAAAAAAGCUCAAAACCUUUAUGGAAGAAGACAGUCAGGUCGAUCUCAACUUACUAGAUUUCCAUAACAAGCCAGCUUUUUAUAUUUUAAUCAGCAAGCCUCCAAGUUAUGGAUCGUUAAUAUGUUUUCCUGACGAAUACCACACAGACAAACACUGCAGCCUUACACCCUCAUAUCAACCAAAACCAAAUUACAACGGAGAGGACAGCUUUUCAUAUUUUCUUCUUCAUAAAAAUUUCUCAACUAUUUCAAACGAGGAAUACGAAAUGUGGAUAAUAAUAGAACCCAAAACGGAUAAAAUCGUGGCACGACUAGAUGAAGUUUCCAUGAAACAGUGGGACGAAUAUAUUCACAUACCAGUAUUAAAAAACGACGAAUACGUAGAUGACCCAGCGAUAUGUGUGAACAAAGACAACACACGUGUUGACGGAGACAUUGAAAUAAAAUUUAAAGAUAUUGCCGAGGAGUUGGGAAUGAAUGAAGUGCAAUCAGCAGUACCGUCAAGUCCGGACUGCAUUUUUGAUCAUUUCGACCCGACACUUGAAUCUUGGAUAAAAGGCUCUUUUUGUCUUCCAGAGCAGAGCGCAGGGGCUGGGGCAACCGCUGAUUAUGAUAACGACGGGCUCUUGGAUGUAUAUUACGCAAGAGUUGAUGGUAAUGAUCAAUUGUGGCGAAAUUUGGGAAACGGUUCAUUCAUGUUAGUAACAAAGGAAGCAAACCUUACACAAACAAUGAAUCAUCGAUCAUCGAGCGUCACGUGGGCUGAUAUCGACAAUGAUGGUGAUGUAGAUCUCUAUAUUGGUACUAUUGCCGAAGAGAGAUUCUAUUUUUAUGCUAACGAUGGAAUGGGGCAUUUCACGGAAGAAGCUGUUGAACGUGGCCUAGCGGGAAAACCAACAAUUCCACCUUACAAAACAUCAACAAUGACAAUUGCUGUAGGCGACUACAAUAAAGACGGCUGGUUGGACUUUUACUCGACGGAAUGGUUACCACAUUUGGAUCAAAGCUAUGAUUAUAAAAACGGAAGUCAUUCGCAGGCGAAGCUCUUCAAAAACUUGGGGGCCGAAGGGAAACCAGGUUAUUUCAAGGAUGUGACGGUGGAGGCUGGAUUAGAUUCUAAGCCAGAGCCUCGCACUAGAGCAGACGAGGUAGCAGGUUUGACGAACAUGACACCAUAUAAAAUCAAAAAUAUUGGAUUAUUUAAAGACGUGAUGCCAGGACCUUACAGUCUCUCUGCGAUGUUUACUGAUAUUGAUUCCGAUGGAAAUCUUGAUUUAGUUAUAAGUGGAGAUUUCUUUACAAGCCGUUUGUACUGGGGUACAGCUGAAGGGAAAUUUGUCGAUAGCACAAAAAAAGCUGGGGUUGGUUUAGAAGAGAACGGUAUGGGUUCAACAAUCGCUGAUUUCGAUAACGAUGGUCUUCAAGAUUGGUUCGUCACCAGUAUCUACAUUAGUGAGAAAUAUCGCAAACCAUAUUUCGAAGCUUAUGGCCCAGGUGGAGGGAUGAUUUUUGGAUACACGGGAAAUCGAAUGUAUAGGAACCAAGGACAUCGUAGGUUUUCGGACGAAACGGACCAAACUGGAGUUCGACCAGGUGGAUGGGCGGGAGCAGCGUUCCUUGACUACGAUAAUGACGGAGAUCUUGAUCUCAUUCAUACAAAUGGUUUUGAUGACAGCGAAAGCACAGACUUUGAUUUCUUACACCACACUCCAUCUUUGUUGUACGAAAACCAUGCUGACUCAGCAAACUCAACUUUCUCUUCAGUGGGUGAAAAGGUGGGUAUCACAGACAGACGUGAUGGCAGGGGACUUUUCGUGUUCGAUUACGACAACGAUGGAGAUCAAGACGUAUACAUUGUCUCCAACUGCGAAAAGCCAGUGUUCUAUCGCAACGACGGAGGACACACGAGAGACUGGAUACGAGUAAAUGCGUUUGAAGCCGAAAACAACCGAGUUAGUAUCGGAGCAUGGGUCUACCUCCUAUCCCCGAAAUUUGGUCGAGAACUUUUCCGCGAAAUUCGCAGUUCAUCUGCGUUUUCUGGUCAAGGCGAAAGCACGGCUCAUUUUGGUCUGGCACACGAAACAGUAAAAAAAUUCACUGUGCGCGUUUACUGGCCUGUCACAAAUAAUACACGAGUUAUUGAAAAUGUUCCACGACGAAGCACUCUGAACGUUCGCGACAUCAAGGGAAAACAUAACACCUUGCAGAUGAAUUCAUAUCCCGAGCAAUCAGAAUGUCGCAAGAUACAGGUGACGUCCAUUGAAGAGUAUCCAAGGCAUGGUAACGUGACGAUUCAUCAUAACCACGUGACAUAUUAUCCAGCUUCCGGUUACAAGGGUUUCGACAGUUUUUCAUACGUAGUUAGUGAUGGGAUAACAUCAUCGGUGGGUGAAGUCAAAAUUGAGGUGAAAAAAUCGAAUAAUCACAACGAGCUAACGAAGGAUUUUAACACCUGGGCGACUUUUAGUGGAUUGGCAAACAAUCAAAGAAAUCCCAAUCUUGGGAGAGCUCUCACUCCUCUAUUACGGCUAGCUGCACCAGGUUACGGAGAUCGGUAUGAAACACCAGCUGGACAACAUCGUCCAAAUCCAAGAAAUAUAUCGAACAUUCUAGGAAAUCAGAAGGCCGAUGUCUACAGUCCAUCUAAUUUGAAUCAUAUACACAUUCACUUCGGUCAGCUCCUGGCGCACGACAUUGAUUUCUCAACGCCGUACGCAAACUCUCUACCAACUGAAAACUUUGCAAUAAAGAUUCCAAAAGGCGAUCCCUGGUUUGACCCUUAUUCCACGGGAACGGAAAACAUGAGAUUUCGGCGUUCUGCACAUGCAGCAAACGCUGGUAAACAUGUCGGCGUAGCACGUGAACAGGUCAACAAAGUGUCUUCCUUCAUCGAUCUUUCGGUCAUAUAUGGCUCGGACGACGAUCGUGCUUCCGUCUUGCGUUCAGGUAUUGAUGGAAAACUUCUAACUGAAUCGCAGGAGAAUUUGCCUUUUAAUACAAAGCGGUUACCGAACCUCAACUUGCUCGGUGGACCACGUGAGAAGCUACUACUUUCAGGUGACCCUCGAGUGAAUGUUCAGCCAGGUCUCAUAUGUCUUCACACGAUCUGGGCACGUGAACACAACCGAAUCUGCGAUGAACUCAAAACGCAACAAGCUUUAAGGGAUUACGAUGACGAAACAUUGUUUCAACACGCAAGAUCCAUAACACGCGCAAAAUGGCAAGCCGUGGUCUGGUACGAGUUUUUACCAACAGUCGUUGGAGAAGAAAGAUUCAAGCAAAUACCAUUAUACAACGGGUACAACGAAAGCCUUGAAGUUGGUGUUUUUAACGAAUUUGCAACAGCUGCAUUCCGCUACGGUCACAGCCAAGUUGGUAAUACAAUGUUACGAUUAAAUGAAAACUGGAAUAUCUUAAAAGAUGAAGGCAAUCUUGAUCUUCGAGAUGCAUAUUUUAAUCCAGGUCGUGUCCUUCAUGAGACAGGUAUUGAUCCACUGCUUCGCGGCAUGUUACGACAGCAGGCUCAAAAUGUUGAUACGCUGUUUGUGGACGCAGUGAGGAACUUUUUGUUUGGCACCAACACCCAAGGUCUAGACUUGAUGACGUAUGGCAUCCAAAGAGGUCGAGAUCAUGGAUUGUCUGACUACAACACAGUCCGUAAAGCAUUAGGACAGCAACCUAGAACCUCAUUCACGCAAAUCACUUCGGAUGAAGAUGUACAAAGUAAAUUAGAAAGUCUAUAUUCUAACAUUGACGAUGUUGAUUUAUGGAUGGGUGGGUUAGCUGAGCCACAUCUUCCAGGAGGUUGUGUUGGCGAAACGUUUGCCGAAAUCAUUUCCAAACAAUUCCAAUUGCUUCGCGAUGGCGAUCGCUAUUGGUUUGAAAACCCUUUCUUAGAGCCGACAAAAGAUCGCAUGACGAAGUACAAGCACACAAAACUCGCCAAUAUCCUCGAAAGGAACACCGCCAUUCAAUGGAAACAUAGAUCUUUUUACACUGAUAUCACCGAAAAUAAUUUCAUAAACAAGAAAGUUCGAAUUUUUUGUAAAUUAAGUUCGAAGUUGUGAGAAAAUUGUCGACUUGGUGCACGUGGUCUUGUAAAAACAUAUUUAUAAUUUACGUCUAGUUUAAUCAGUUCCGGUGUCACAAGAAAUAUGUCCCUAAGAAUAGAUCCUCGCAAGCAAAUCACGUAGGAAAUUUGUCCUCCCCAUAACCUGUGUAGCAGAGUAUAGGUGGAUGUGAUAGUUUUUCUGACUGGUUUGAUAAUAUUUGAAUAAACUAAUUUAUCUAUUUAAAUUAUGUUUUAGGAAAUGGGGCCCUCGAGGGUGGGGGGACAGAUUUCCUACAAAAUGUGGCCCAGGGGGGUUUCCUGGCACACCAGCUAAUCAAUUGUUUUGUUUAAGUUACAGUUCACUGGUUUGGCUUCCUAUGGGUCAAUAUGUAAAUAUUCCAAUUUUGAAACAAUAGUCAAUAAAUUAAGUCAUACCUGGA
Xenia sp. Carnegie-2017 is the source of this 4719-nucleotide messenger RNA. RefSeq lists its product as uncharacterized. Gene Ontology annotation, biological process: response to oxidative stress. Gene Ontology annotation, molecular function: peroxidase activity; heme binding. Lineage: Eukaryota; Metazoa; Cnidaria; Anthozoa; Malacalcyonacea; Xeniidae. The record is from RefSeq and is a predicted model, not a curated record.